AUGGAAAGUCCGCCGUCCCUCGUAUUCACCACAACAAGCGUGUUCCCCACGAACACCUUCACUGUCACUGAAAACCGGGAGCACGGACAGUGGGACACCCAACGCUGGUCGUGCCAUAGCACCGGAAUUUGGUGGCGCCGAACGGGACUGUUGUCACCUUCGAAGCGUGCACCUCCACCACGGACCACCAACGUGAAGAUCGUCCCUAGCGGUGAGUUGCCUGCCACGGUGAACGUGGACCUAGAGAACGUGGAACGCUCCCUCACCGUUCUGAGGAGCGAACCGAGGUGGCAGGUGCUGAAGGACCGCACCAAUCUGUCCACGUUAAAGCGCUUGCGAGGACGUAAGGACGUUAAAGCGCUUGCGAGAAUAUUAUGUAAAGCGUCGUUGAAGUUGUGGAUGGAAGUAUUCGAGCGUGAAGCGGAUGGAUGCACUAAUACUACAACAACGCAUGGCUCGGAUGUUGAUUUGGCUCGCAGAGAGAGAAUGCGGGUGAUGGAGUGCGAGAAUGCGAGUGAGAGAGCGAGAAAGAAAGACGGAGUUGCGAAUGAGAGAGCGAGAGUGAGAGUGACAGGAAUCGAGGUCGAUAGCUUGGAUGUGGCGAGGAGACUAUAG
Messenger RNA from Fimicolochytrium jonesii, 615 nucleotides. RefSeq lists its product as uncharacterized. The record is from RefSeq and is a predicted model, not a curated record. The transcript is spliced from 4 exons. Lineage: Eukaryota; Fungi; Chytridiomycota; Chytridiomycetes; Spizellomycetales; Powellomycetaceae. The coding region runs from base 1 to 615 and encodes 204 amino acids.